Paecilomyces variotii is the source of this 1696-nucleotide messenger RNA. RefSeq names its product putative cyclin. Lineage: Eukaryota; Fungi; Ascomycota; Eurotiomycetes; Eurotiales; Thermoascaceae. Bases 175 to 1440 code for a protein of 421 amino acids. Gene Ontology annotation, cellular component: nucleus; cyclin-dependent protein kinase holoenzyme complex. The record is from RefSeq and is a predicted model, not a curated record. Gene Ontology annotation, molecular function: protein kinase binding; cyclin-dependent protein serine/threonine kinase regulator activity. Gene Ontology annotation, biological process: regulation of cyclin-dependent protein serine/threonine kinase activity. The transcript is spliced from 2 exons.
GCCGCAUAUAGAUUUGUAGAAGCUGUUCACGCUUCACACGAAUCUUUCCCUCAUUUUUAAACACAGACCGGGAAUAUACCUGUUCUAUCAUACUUGCUCACCAUCAACUCCACGUUUGUUGACAGUGAAACACGGCAAUACUUUCCAUCAACAUCCUCACUACCCACCAACAUAAUGGACCAGAAAGACAUGCUGGCCCUCAACAGGGCUGCUUUGAACGACUUUGUGAUGCUUCCUGUCUCCCGAGACAUGAUCUCUUAUCUUGCUCGAAAAGCUUCAGAGGUCAUCCGCUGUGAACCGCAUGUGACCACAUCAUCCCUCAACCGACAUGGUCAACCUACUCCUCCGAGUACACCUCCGAUGAACCCAGCUGACAGCUUGCCUCCACUGCCGUCGCUGGAGGCCUUCAUCUCUUCCUUGGUCAGCCGUUCCCAGGUUCAGGUCCCGACCCUGAUGACAUCCCUGGUGUUCCUGGGCCGACUGCGUGCACGCCUGCCUCCUGUCGCCAAGGGCAUGCGAUGCACCGUUCACCGUAUCUUCCUUGCUUCUCUGAUCCUGGCCGCUAAGAAUCUGAAUGACUCGAGCCCCAAGAACAAGCACUGGGCCAGAUACACCGUCGUCAAGGGCUACGAUGGCUUUGGUUUCUCUCUCGCUGAGGUCAACCUGAUGGAACGACAGCUUCUCUUCCUUCUCGACUGGGACACUCGCGUCAACGAAGAGGAUCUUUUCGAGUAUUUCGAACCAUUUCUGGCGCCCAUCCGAAGACGCUAUGAGAUGCUGCAGCAGGAGCGUGAGGAUGAGCUGAACAGCCACCGUGAAUGGUGGCGUCUGCAAGAGGCCCUGGCCAACCGUCUCCGUCGCCAGAAGCAGGAGCCGCGCACUGAUGCUCGUCGCAUGCGCGAGGGUGUCUCCAAGCGUACCCCUGCCAUCCACGUGUCUUCGAGCUCUAGCAUCCACGGCUCUCCCAUGUCUAGCAUCGACGACGUCGAGCGUACGGGCAACGCACACUACCAGCAUCUACGUGUCUCUCAAUAUCGUCAAAUGAACAACCGUUCCAUCUCUCCGCCUUCCGUCAAGGACGUUCCCGGCCUCUCUCGUGCGGAUACUUACAACUCCCUGAGCUCCCGUUCAUCCAGUCUGGCGCCAAGCUCCCGUGGUACGCCUGCCAGUCUCAGCACAUGUUCAUCUAGCCUGGGAGACGAGUUCAUGGUCGCCGAUUGCGGCCACAGUCCGGCUGCCUCCACGUUGAGCUACAGCUACGUCAACGUCCAGCCUACGCGUCCGGAAAGCAAGUGCCUCCAGGAAGAGUCUCAUCAGCCAAGCAAGAAGGUCAAGAUGGCCGGAAGCAUUGGUGGAAGCGCUGGAGGCUUGGUUGCUCGAUUCCUCGCCUCGGCCGCCGGAACAUACAUGGGAGGACGCAUGGCCCGGCCUCUAGCAUAGACGCUCCAUGUCGAACCGACCCUCGAGAUCCGCGCUGAGCUGGUCUCAGCUGCAUCGCUGCUCGAAAACAUGAUAUCCCCCGAUCAGUGGAAUGCAUCCGAUUCUGAAAGAUAACAAAAACACACCACCCUCAGUCCGGUACCCUGAGAACAAAAAAUCUAUGGGUCCGACUUAUUUAUGUUGCAUACUUUGGCGUUGCGGGUCAUCUGUUUCUGAUUCUCUUGUUCCUCUUUUUUUUUUACUUUUUGACAGCUAG